Molecule: messenger RNA, 1242 nt
Organism: Pyricularia oryzae 70-15
Lineage: Eukaryota; Fungi; Ascomycota; Sordariomycetes; Magnaporthales; Pyriculariaceae
Exons: 1
Coding region: 257-1180 (307 amino acids)
Source: RefSeq, a predicted model, not a curated record
CAGAUAAAGGUGCCCGAGACAGUUGCCUUUGUUUGCUUAAAUACCGGCGAUUGUACGGAACACUUGGGCUGUGGCACCCAACAAAAGAAAAUCCGCUUAAAGAUAACGCAACGGACCGACACACUCAUUGUGAACAGUCGCUCCAGUACCAUCGCCAUAAUUAUUUUACCUAUAACAGCUACGAUCCAAAAGCUAUCGCCAUUUACAAUUGAGCUAAUCCACCACAUCCAGCCUACAUCAAACUUCACCAGCAAAGAUGGACAAAGCCGAAUCGCAAAACCCUAUCGCCAACAAAGACUUUACCCAAUUUCCACCAUGGACCAUGAGACCAAUCGCAGGCAGCCGCGGCAGCAGCAGUAGCGCGCAAGUCCAAGUGCCCACCCGCGGCGAGCUCUACUGCCUCGACCACUUCCUCAGCACCCGCGUCCCGCAGUGGCACCAGAGCGAAGUCAGCCGCCACAUGCACCUGUGCGGAGCCGCGGUCGACAAGCUGCACCGGGACCGUGGCCGUGCCGCCGUCGCAAAGAACAAGGCCAAGCUGCCUGCCGCACGCACACAGCCGAGGAGAGCUGUGCGGCAGAAGCGUGGGCUGGAGGAGCUGCUGGCCGAGAAGGGCAGGAGGCCGAACAAGAAGCUGCUCGAGGGGGACUACGUCCUUCCCAGGUCGGAAGUGGCCGAGGCGGUGUACACAACCAGGUAUCUCGUCGAGGGAGGUGAGGACGGCGGGCGAGGGGGUGGGUUCCAGCUGGCCACGCUCGCGUUUGUAGAGCGCCUUGAGGGUGUGAUUGGGGAGAAGCACAGAGAACUUGUCAAGUCAGUCCCAGGUCGCAGGCCAAGGUCUUCUUGUGUCCUGGGCAGCCUGGAAGCGCAUUGUCCUUGCUGCAGAACUUGCUCGACGACAGUCUUCUUGCCCCCGAUCCAACCCGAUGCGCUCAUGAUGCCAACGCCGAGCUUGGGGAACUGGCCUGUACACAUAGGACAAUCAUCACCCCGGGCGAGGAAGCUGAGCCGAAUGUUACUCGUCUCGAUCUUUGAGGAAAUUCAGGAGGGAACUGCGGCGCAGAAGGUACGGCAAGAUGACCAGGAACACAAAGAAGAUGUGGAAGCCGCGAUAGUGACAGUUGGUGGGUUGCGGUUUGCAGUCGACUUUUGCAACGGGCAUCGGGUGAUAAUGCUGUGAAAAAUGCUGCAUACAUAGAAAAGACAACAAUGACUAGUAGCAAAAUACAAGUAAGCUUUUGG